CUAGCAGUUUUAGUGUGAUGUGCGGCACACGAUGGGAAUAUAACCUUUACGUAUGUUAUUUUCUUUCUUUAUACCAUAAUCGGCUACAAGAAGCCUCGUUUGUUUUACAAUUUCAAAUAUCAAAUAAUUCUGCACGAUAUCCAUGAUCGAAAUAUAUGUCGUCAUCUUGCAAUAAUGCAGUUGUUUUUAUACGUGCUUAUGAUCGUAAAAUACAUAACCUCUACUAGUGUUUUUUUCCGAGUUGUAGCCAAGUAUAGGACGAAUAAUAAAACAUAUAUCAAUCAACAAAGUCAUGAUUUCGUUGAGAAUUUCUAAUUGUUUCUUACGUACGAGGUCUUCCGAAAUAUCAAAUAUAUGUCAAACAUCUGUCAGGCACCUCUCGAAGGCGAACAAAAUAAAAAAAUUAAUGACUGAAAUGAAAGAGGUAUUUGGUAAUUUGCUCGAAACAAAUAGCCAAAAGAAAAGGAGAUUAAAAUUAGAAAAACGAGGGAAGAUCCCUCGAGAGAAACAAAACAAUAUAGAUACAGAAUUUUCGUGGGUCAUGAAACAAUCGCUUAAUAAUCCUCAAAAGAAUAGUCUAAAAAAAAUGACACUUGUAUCUACGAAACAAUCAAGCGAACAUGAAGAUACAAGUCGAACAAAUUCGACAAACUCUCCGAAAAAUUUGAGCACGGCGACGUUAGAAGACGAAAAACUAUUUAAUAAAAAUACCAAAAAUACUCGUCAUUCAGAAUUUAGUCAACAUACGCAGAAAAUAACAGCUAACACUACGAGCCAAAGUAAACCCGUAGAGAAUAACAAUUCCCAUGGUAACACAUCAUUGCCCGACUCAAACGCGACUGAUAUUGAAAAUGUAGCUACAAAGUCCAGUGCACUUGAAAAACAUUUCGACAUUAUCAUAAAGAAUAUACAAUCUUUUUCAAUUUUGGGCAACAAACGAGAAUCUUCGGCAGAAUUAACGGAAGCGUUAUCAGCAUCCGCAAAGAAGGACGAGAGUAUGAUCAAAGUUCCCAGUGUGAGUGCGAUUCUAACGCAUACCAUGUCACCGGAGUCGAAGCUGAUUUUGGAGGCGUGGAAGAAAAAAAUGAUAAAAAAACUUGGGCAAGAAGGCUUCGACAAGUAUCAGAAAGCGCUGUUGAACGACGGAACAUCUCUACACACGUGCAUAGCGCACAGCUUGCUGGGGGAAGAAUACGAGAUUCCCCCUAGGAUCGAGCCGGUUUUCAAGAGCGUGCAGAGCGUCCUGAAAAACGUAUGCCACGUGAAAGGGAUCGAGGCACAUGUGACUCACACGAAAUUACGCUACAAGGGCAUAGUAGACUGUAUAGCUUCCUACAGGGGCGAGAACUACGUAAUCGAUUGGAAGAAGUCGGACAAGAAGAAAUUGGAUUUGAAAGGAACGUAUGACGCGCCUGUACAAGUCGCCGCAUAUAUCGGAGCAAUCAAUGCUUCCAAUUUAUAUCCAUUCGUGAUAAAACGCGGAUUAAUCGUGGUUGCUUACACGUGCGGCGACCCAGCAACGGUGCACGAGAUGUGUGACGACACGCUGCAGGAAUACUGGACGAUGUGGUUACGGCGUUUGCAGCAGUACCACGUCGAAAUGGCGAAAAACGACAAUAUGAGCAAUAAAACGCUAAUGUAACGGUG
Messenger RNA from Odontomachus brunneus, 1647 nucleotides. RefSeq names its product mitochondrial genome maintenance exonuclease 1-like. Gene Ontology annotation, biological process: mitochondrial DNA replication. The record is from RefSeq and is a predicted model, not a curated record. Gene Ontology annotation, cellular component: mitochondrion. The transcript is spliced from 5 exons. Gene Ontology annotation, molecular function: single-stranded DNA exodeoxyribonuclease activity. Lineage: Eukaryota; Metazoa; Arthropoda; Insecta; Hymenoptera; Formicidae. The coding region runs from base 293 to 1642 and encodes 449 amino acids.